AUGGCAUUGGAAAUAUCUCGUGUCUCUUUUGAGAAUCAUCGUUCCGCCCUCGGCAUUGCAGAAGCGCAACCACGUGUUUCAUGGCGAUUUGGAGGCGUUGCUUCCAACUGGGUGCAAAGCUCCUACGAACUUGAAAUCAACCGCGACGGGGCAUCAGAAGUUUACAACGCCGUCUCAGCUCAGUCUCUUUAUGUGCCUUGGCCUGGCCCUCCCCUCAACGAGGCCGAACCCGCUUCGGUCCGGGUCCGCGCGCAUGGGGACAAGACAUCUACUCCCUGGUCUGACUGGGUUUAUGUUGAAACAGGUAUCUCUAAUGAGACCUGGUCUCGCGCUAGCCCUAUCACUUCAACCCACGAGUUCGACACAGACAAGCCCAAAGUACCGCUUUAUUUUCGGAAAGCUUUUGAUAUCUCAGAUGAUAUCCUCUCAGCUAGGCUCUACAUUACAGCCUUAGGGCUUUACGAGGCAGAAAUCAACGGGCAGCGAGUCGGUGAUCAUGUUCUCGCUCCCGGCUGGCAAUCCUAUCAUCACCGCCAUGUCUAUGAUACGUACAACGUGACGGAGCUACUACAGUCUGGUCAUAAUGCCAUUGGUGCUCUUGUUGGCGAGGGUUGGUACGCGGGUCGACUCGGAUUCGGUGGAGGCAAGCGCAAUAUCUACGGCGAUGCUAUCGGGCCUUUAGCAUUGCUCAAGAUCACUUUGAAGAACGGUAGCACACAAUGGGUACCAACCGACGACACUUGGAAGUCGACUACCGGGCCUCUUAUCUCGGCGGAAAUCUACGAUGGCGAGGAGUACGAUGAUCGUUUAGCCUCAGACUUGAAAGGUUGGUCUACGGUCAGUUUUGACUCUGAUGGGUGGGAGGGAACUCGUGAGCUUUCGCCUCUGAAAGGAGAACUUACUGCGCCCGAUCAACCACCAGUCCGUGUCAUUCAAACCGUCAAGCCGAAGAGCUUCUUCAAGUCUGCCUCAGGCAAAACCCUUGUUGACUUUGGCCAAAACCUGGUUGGGCAUCUCCGCAUCAACGUGACGGGCCCCAAGGAUACCAACAUCACGUUUCACCACGCAGAAGUGCUUGAGGAUGACGAACUGGCUCUCAGACCCCUACGACAGGCUGCUGCCCGCGAUGUGCUUAUUCUAAGCGGUGACGGUCCAGUUCAGUGGGAGCCCAGAUUUACAUUUCACGGCUUCCGUUACGCCCAAGUUGACGGUUGGCCCGAGGAGACGCCCCUUGACGAAAACUCAAUCGUGGCAGUGGUCGUUCAUACGGAUCUGGAAGAAACAGGGUUCUUCGAGUGUUCCAACCCCCUCCUGAAUCAGUUCCAUUCCAAUGUCCGUUGGUCAAUGAAGGGAAAUUUCCUGUCGAUCCCGACUGACUGUCCUCAACGGGACGAACGGCUCGGAUGGACGGGAGAUGCCUAUGCUUUUGGCCCGACUGCCAACUAUCUUUUUGAUACGGCGGGGUUUUGGAAGGGCUGGCACAAGGAUAUUUGGUCUGAAAUGCAGGGAAACCGGAUGGCACCUCCCGUCUAUGUGCCUUCGGUCCCCGUCAAUUUAGGAGGUUACUUACCAACCGCAAUCUGGGGGGAUGUGGUUGUGGGGAAUCCCUGGAACACCUUUACAGCCUUCGGUGAUGAAGCUCUCCUGGCCGAAAACCUGCCACAGGCACAGUCGUGGAUUGAUGUUGGCAUUCCUCGCAACCAAGAAGGACUUUGGGACCCAGAGCCAUUCCAGUUUGGAGACUGGCUGGACCCGCUGUCGCCAGCAGACAGCCCCGGCAAUGCUACCACUCACCGUGUACUUGUUGCCGAUGCAUAUUUGGUCAAGAUGACGGAGAUCAUGUCGCAAAUAUCCGAUGCUUUGGGGAACCAGGACUUGGCGAAGAACUAUACUCGGCAACAUGAUGAUCUCAAGCAGGCAUUCGAAGCCGCGUGGGUACCAGAUGGAGAUCUUGCGAACCAAACGCAGACGGCUUAUACCCUUGCUCUUGAUUUCGACCUCCUUAAAGACAAGCAAGUACGUACCAAUGCCGCUCAGUCACUCAUCCGAAAAAUCAAGGACAACAACUACCUCGUGGGCACUGGCUUUGCCGCUACAGCUCGGCUCGGGUUCGCGCUCAAGAGUAUUGAUUCGAUUCCUGAUUUUUAUCGAAUGCUCCUACAGGAGAAGGUCCCCUCCUGGCUGUAUCAGGUUGUUCAAGGCGGCACGACCACAUGGGAGCGCUGGGAUAGCCUUCUAGCCAACGGCAGCGUGAACUCAGGGGAGAUGACGAGCUUCAAUCAUUACGCAUUUGGCUCUGUUGCUGAUUGGAUCCAUAAAGUGGUAGGAGGCAUUGCCCCAGCUGAGCCAGGCUACAAGAAGAUUACUAUCGCGCCAGUUCCUGGUGGGGGUAUCGACAAGGCCAAGGCCAGACUGAUUUCUCCUUAUGGAGAGAUCGUUACGGAUUGGAAGGUUAAGAAUGGUCAUUUCGAUUUAAAGGUUAUCGUCCCGCCAAAUACGCAGGCCGAGAUAAUCCUCCCUGGCCCGAAAGAAAACUCAAGGGUUGUUGGCUCAGGAUAUCACAAGUUUCGUGUUGAGGGUUUCACCCUGCCGCAGUGA
This is a messenger RNA of Fusarium vanettenii 77-13-4, 2598 nucleotides long. RefSeq lists its product as uncharacterized. The record is from RefSeq and is a predicted model, not a curated record. Gene Ontology annotation, biological process: carbohydrate metabolic process. NCBI's taxonomy places the organism in Eukaryota, Fungi, Ascomycota, Sordariomycetes, Hypocreales, Nectriaceae. The coding region runs from base 1 to 2598 and encodes 865 amino acids. The transcript has a single exon.